AUGCUAUCAUCGAAAGUUAAAGAAGAAGAAGAAACAAAUAUAUCACAUAUUCUCUUUGGCAUUGGAGGGUCCGUUAAAACAUGGCACAAUCGCUCGCGUUACUCUGAUCUUUGGUGGAGACCAAAUGUAACGCGAGGGUUUGUGUGGCUCGAUCAGGAGCCACACAAAAAUGAGUCGUGGCCCGAAACUUCUCCACAUUAUAGGGUGUCUCAAGACACCUCCGAAUUUGAGUACAAUUGUUAGUAGGGGCGCAGGUCAGCUAUAAGGAUCGCGAGGAUUGUGAAGGAGAGUUUUGAACUAGGGUUAACAAAUGUGAGAUGGUACGUGUUGGGAGAUGACGAUACAAUAUUUUUUACGGAGAAUUUAGUGGCGAUUUUGGGUAAAUACGAUCACAAUCACAUGUAUUAUAUUGGUGGAAAUUCCGAAAGUGUGGAGCAAAACGUGGUGUGUUCGUAUAAUAUGGCGUUUGGUGGCGGCGGCAUUGCCAUUAGCAACCCUCUCGCGGCAGAGUUAGUAAAGAUUUUAGACGGUUGCAUUAAUCGCUACCAUUAUUUGUACGGUUCGGAUCAAAGGAUCGGUGGUUGUAUGGCUGAGAUUGGCGUUCCUCUCACACAUGAACUUGGUUUCCAUCAGAUGGAUAUAACAGGAAGCCCACGAGGGCUAUUGGCAGCACAUCCGGUGGCGCCGCUAGUGUCGCUGCACCACUUAGGCACUCUACGUCCCCUAUUUCCGUCAACGAACCGCCUCGACUCGGUGAAAAAGCUCGUAAAGGCUUACGAAAAGGACCCGAGUCGGGCGGUACAACAAACAUUGUGCUAUGAUUUAAAUAGAAAUUGGUCAUUUUCAGUGUCAUGGGGCUAUUCAGUGCAAUUAUAUCCAUGGCUAAUAAAUGCAAAAGAAUUAGGGCUACCAAUGCAAACGUUCAAGAUAUGGUUAGGUUCUAAAGAGCCAUUCACAUUUGAUACUCGGCCCAAUUAUUUAGAUCCAUGUAAAAGGCCCAUUGAGUUCUAUUUGGAUCAAGUUAUUGGGCUUCAAAAUGGUGAAACGUUUACAAGUUAUAGCACUUUUAUUGGUCAUGAUUCUAAUUCUAAUAAGAAAUUAUGUGAGAACCAAAAGUUCAAAUCAACAUUAACAAUUCAUAUGGUUAAUGUUACGGCUCCGAUCUUAUCUCCCCUAGUAUGGAGACAGGCGCCACGUAGGCAAUGCUGCGAAGUAAUUGAUGUUAUUGGAGGAGUGCUAAAUAUGAAAAUUAGAAGUUGCAAUCAAUGGGAAGCUGUAACGGUGCCGUUUCAUGACAAGUAUGGAGACUUUGCUUACAAUCAAAAAAUUAUUUAA
Molecule: messenger RNA, 1335 nt
Organism: Solanum verrucosum
Lineage: Eukaryota; Viridiplantae; Streptophyta; Magnoliopsida; Solanales; Solanaceae
Exons: 5
Molecular function (GO): acetylglucosaminyltransferase activity
Source: RefSeq, a predicted model, not a curated record